AUGCAGCGAAGCGGGGAGCCUUCCUGGGUCGACAAGGCCAAGAUGGGGUUCAUGAUGGGUGCAUCAGCGGGCAUGUGUGUUGGCUUCUUGUACGGCUCCCUGACAGUUUUACGAGGCGGUCCUGAGCCUGGAAGGGGCUACAUGUCAACGGUUGGAAAGUACAUGCUGCAACACGGUGCUAUGUUGGGCUUCUUUCUGAGCAUUGGAGCUUUCUUGCGUGCAGAGGAACAGCGUAUCGAAUAUCCACAACCCAAGUCGUUUACGCCAUGGGGUAUACGGCAGGCCAGAUUACCAAUUAUCGUGGAACGGACGCCGUUGGUUGCACCCACCCGAGAUGGCCGCUCGUCCUUUUAG
Spizellomyces punctatus DAOM BR117 is the source of this 354-nucleotide messenger RNA. RefSeq lists its product as uncharacterized. Lineage: Eukaryota; Fungi; Chytridiomycota; Chytridiomycetes; Spizellomycetales; Spizellomycetaceae. Gene Ontology annotation, cellular component: TIM23 mitochondrial import inner membrane translocase complex. The coding region runs from base 1 to 354 and encodes 117 amino acids. Gene Ontology annotation, biological process: protein insertion into mitochondrial inner membrane; protein import into mitochondrial matrix. The transcript has 6 exons. The record is from RefSeq and is a predicted model, not a curated record.